Messenger RNA from Vespa mandarinia (Asian giant hornet), 17023 nucleotides. It is a transcript of the gene Sdb, whose product is annotated as SAXO downstream of blistered. Lineage: Eukaryota; Metazoa; Arthropoda; Insecta; Hymenoptera; Vespidae. The record is from RefSeq and is a predicted model, not a curated record. Gene Ontology annotation, molecular function: microtubule binding. Gene Ontology annotation, cellular component: cytoskeleton; sperm flagellum; axonemal microtubule.
GAGAGAGAGAAAGAGAGAAAGAAAUAGAUAGUAAGAAAGAUAGAAGAUCUUAUGCAUACAAUAUAAACAGACUUUAUACGUGUUUACGUACGUACAAGUGCGUGAAAAAGGCAGAAAGAAAGAGAGAGAGAGAGGGAGAGAGAGAGAGAGAGAGAGAGAGAGAGAGAGAGAGAGAAAGAAACAGAAACGUCCCACGCCGAGGUCGAGUAAAGUCUCGAAGGUAGGGAAUCGGCGUUCUCCAUAAGCUAAAAAGUGAACAGAAAGAGAGAGAAGAAAGAGAGAGAGAGAGAGAGAGAGAGGGAGAGAAAGAGAGGAGAGAGAAGAGAGGCCUCGUUCAGAAAGAGAGAGAGAGAGAGAGAGAGAGAGAGAUAGAUAGAGAGAGAGAGACAGAGAAUGAGAUAGAGAGGUGGAGAGAGUCAUCGUGUUUGGUCACUAGGGCCCGCGAGUUGGCCGCAAUGCCACAUCGACGUGCGAUAUCGAGCAGAGAACAUCAGUGAAACACACGCCUCUUCCUGCGAAACGGAGCCUGCAAAGCAACAAAGAGUGGGAGAGAGAAAGAGAGGGAGAAAUAGUGGUAGAGAAGAGAAGAGAAGAGAAGAGAAGAGAAGAGAAGAGAAGAGAAGAGAAGAGAACAGAACAGAAGAGACUAGAAGAGAGAGAGAGAGAGAGAAGAGGACCACCUAGAGGGAGAGAGAGAGUGAGAUAGAGAUAUAACAAUAAACAAAAUAUCACAUACACACAUAUACACACAUACACAAGAGAAAAGUCGUCGAAGAUCUUUUUUUUCCUUAUAUCCAUUUUUUGUUCUUUCACAAUUCUCGUAUUGGCAAAAGUGCGUAUCAUUCGUGGAAUUAUAUCGAAUAAUUUGUAUUACGAUAAACGUAAAUUAACGUGAAGCAAUAGCAAGUGUGAUAAAGAGUAAACUAAUUUUUAUUCAUUGAUUGAAAUAAAAGAAAAGAAAAGAAAAGAAAAACCAAGGGAAAAGAAAAGAAAAGAAAAGAAAAAAGAAGAAGAGGAGAAAGGAAGAAAACGAAGAGAUACAAAAACGGGAAUAAUAAUCUAUAAGCGAGGUGUGCGAGAAGCGUUUACGUUAGAAAGAAGAGAUAACUGAUCUAUUUAUAGAUAAUUAUCUCAAUUGUUUUUGAAAUUAUCAUCGUAAUAUAUAAUAUCCGAACGAUAAUACGUCGCAAUUGAUCUAAUUAGAUAGAACUUCGAUAAAUACAAACAUAUAUAUAUAUAUAUAUAUAUAAAUACGAUAUAAAGACGGAUCAUCGUAAGGAUGACGUUAAAUCGUAAAAAAGAUUCAACGGGGAAUGUUCGUGGGACAAAAGAUGGCGGCGAUAGGACGAUAAUAACGUCAUCCAGUCGAAAUAAUACAGGAGAUAUACAGGCAUCUACUGGUACGAGUGUUGUUGAAACAGUGGUAUUGUCAUCCAGUAGCGUACACGAAGAAGCAAAGAAAACAAUAGUAGAGAGCGAAUCCAGAAGUAGCAUCGUUGAAAGUAGUAAUACAAGUCGCGAGGUUAUCAUGGAUUCCAAAGGUAAUGUUAUACGGGUGAUCGAGAAAACUUCACCGAUAUCGGCAACGAAAAGUUCGAUCGAAAGGACCGGCAAAAGUUCGGAGGAUUUUAUUAUCGCGGAAAAAAUAAUUAAACAGGAUGGGAAAACUUUAAUGCAAGAUCAAAGAUCCAAAAGUCAAUGUGAAAGAUCCAAAAUGGUUUCCACUUCGACUAGUAAUAUACAAGAGACUAUUGAUCAUCAUGGUGAUAUAAAAGUGUUAUCGUCUAAUACGAUAGAAACUAGACAGGCUAAUAAAGAAUCGAAAGAAGAAAUAACGAAGAAUGGUGAUACCAUCAGUAGUAACAUUCAAAGUAUCAAAGAAUCGUCUGAGAUGAUUGAUGACAAUGGGAAAAUAUUGUCGUCUAAUAGCCGAAGUGUCGAAAAUGAAACGAAAUUUUUACCGGUCGAACAACAACAACAACAACAACAACAACAACAACAACUACCACGGGCAUCACGUAUUGUUAAAUUUACAGAUGACGACGUCAAGGAGACAUCAGGUGAAAGUACCGUCCUUGAUAAUUCGAUUAAAUCAGGACGAACUAACGUUUGGGAUGGUACAUUUAUAAACGAACGAAAUACAAAGUCUUAUAGUGAGAGAAAAAAUGAUAAUAUAAUGAUUAGCAACGUGUUGCUGGAUGGUGGAACGAUUGACGAAAGAGAUGCCGGGACAGGCAUUGAAAUCACCAACGAACAAAGUUCAAAUACGAUCAGAGAGAUGUCCUCGAUGAUUCAAGAAACGUCAAAGGAUAGUUCGAAAUUAUUAAUCGAUACUGCUGAUGUUCGUCGUAAAAAACUUGGCGAAUCUACUUGGGAUGGUCGUUUCGUUUAUGAGAAACCUAAAGAAACGAAAAGACGAGGUAAUAUUUCGGAUGCCAAUAUUUUUAGGCAUAAUAAUAAUAAUAAUAAGGAUGAUAUCAUUGAAUCAACGCAAAGAAGUGAUUACAAAGAAAAAAAUUUAGAUGGUACCUAUGAAAAAGAAUUGUCUAACGUCGUACACGUUCGCGAAGGAUCAACGGACACAUCGAGAUUUAUCUCGGAAGAAAAAAUCAGUAGUGCCAAGGAGAGUCAAAUUUAUACGGAUCAAUCAAAGUUAUUAGAUAAAAAUCAAUUUGAUGCAAAUAAAAAUAUACGAUACGAUAACAAACAAGAUCUCGAUAAAACCGUUGUAAGAAGAAAGGAUAAAUUGAGAGAUGUAAUAAUGGACGUACAAGAUAUAACGGAGGAGCAACAAAAUAUAUCGAAUAUGUCCGAAUACGUAUCGAGCUCAUACGUGGUCGAAUAUGCGAGUUCGAGCGAUGCAAAAAAUAUCGAAUUGGUAACAUCAGUAUCGGAAACGAUUCACGAGGAGGACGUUGAGAAUAUAGGUAUUGGAAGAUCGUCAUCAAUUAAAAAAGAUCAUCGAAGUUACAAACCUGGCGAAUCGACCUGGGACGGUAGUUUCGUUUACGAGAGAUCACCAAAAUUGGAUCGUCGACGAAGACCAGCUGACGAGACAUUUGUAAUUCAUGACGUGAGCGAGGAUCAUUCGAUAAACGAAGCCGACAUUUCGACGACAUCUUACAUAGUCGAACAUUCCUCGAGUCAACAGAGUUUCACUGAUAUUAAAGAUAGUUCGUCAAUGGAAACGAUUGUUCAUCAGAGUCCAAAAAGAUUAAUUGGUAAGCCAGGUACAUCCAGUUGGGAUGGUACAUUUAUUUUCGAAAAACCCGAAGACAUAAAAAGAUCAUCUAGUAGAACCGAACAACAAAAAGUCAGUGAUUUAUCGAAACGAGGAGAAACUAAUGUUAAUAUUUCAUUGGAGGACAAACCUAGGAAACACGUGAGCGACGUUACUCUCGAUAUUCACGAUAGAAUAACAUCAGAGACAUUUACCGACACCAAUCUGGUUAAAUUGGAUCGUAAGACGAAAACUCAUGACAGUUACUACAACGAUACGUCCAAUCUUGAUUUCUCUUCUACUUCCGUUGAAACGGUCGUCCAACGAGAUGGACAACAACCGGUGACCUCGAGCCAACGAACUAUUACAUUAGAAGAUCGACCUGAAACUCCGGACACUGGAAUAAGACGUAUCGCUGAGGGAUCGAAGGAAUCGUUGCAUGUUCAAGAUAGAACAUAUCGACCUAGCAAACCAGGCUCGUCUACUUGGGAUGGUUCCUUCGUUUACGAAAAAUUGGAUGAUAGAAAGACGUCAAGUUCGAUGAUCGUGAAGGAUAGUAAAGAUUUUGUUAGUUCAACCGAAUUAAAAACAACGUCAACAAAUGAAAUUGUUAAUAAAUCGAAAAUUAUUGAGGAUAUUACUGAUGAUACGAAACGUUUAAAGGAAUUUAAUGGAUCAAAAAGUCCAAUCGAUGAAUCAAUUCGACGACCUUUGAAACCAGGUACUUCGACCUGGGAUGAUUCUUUCAUACAGGAUAAAAAUAUAUCGACUACGGACAUGAGAACAUCAAUUAUAUCGAAAGAUAUUUCGAAAGAUUUAACAAGUUCAACUAAAGUUAUAAGUACAACAAAUGAGAUUAUUGAUUCUAUCGAUUCGUCGAAGAUUAUUCAAGAUGAUAUUUCUUAUGAGAAAAGAUUUAUCGGAGAAUCUAAUGGAUAUGAUAAGAGAGAUAAAAGUCCGGAAAAGAAAUCAAUAGACAGGACUAUACGACCUUCGAAGCCUGGUGCUUCGACCUGGGAUGGUUCGUUUGUUUAUGAAAAACCACAGGAUUCUAAAAGGAAACCAACAGACAUUGAGAAAUCUUUAUUCUCUUCUUCUGAUCUAAAAAAGUCUGAAGAUUUAAAAACAAUUUCACGAUUGCCCAUUGAUCAAGAAAUGAUCGAUAAAUCGAUCGAAAGAACAACCUUUUCGACAUUCGUGGAAGAUGUUAGGGAUGUUCAGGACAUUACUGACGUCACAGAUAUUACUACGUUUAAAUCAGAUUUAAAGAAUAUUACAAAUAUUACUGAUGUCACUGAUGUUACCAUGUUCAAAUCGGACGUUCGAGAUAUACACGAAGAACAUGUCAUCAACGAAUUUAUCACGGAUACACGUAAGGACACUGUGAGAGAUGUCACUAAAUCAACGAAAGAAUUCAUCGAAACAGAGCAGGUGACUAGUAUGGUAGCUCGAGAUGUCGUCGACGAUAUUCGGUUUGAGAGGAUCACCAGCUCAACUCCUAAACCAACGACCGAUCCCACGAGAAAAACGUCCCCAGAAAGACUUGGUUAUCCUCAAGGAAUACCAGGGAUUAGGGAAGACGAUCGAACGAAAUCGAUUCCAGCUGCUGGAAAACCAUCUCGCCCUCAGCAACCAGAAAAAAGUCCUACGGAUGAUAUCAAAAAGCCGACCGAUGGAGGGAAACCACGAGAUUACGUCUCACCGACGAGAAAGCAGCAACCAAUACCAGCGGCCGGCAAACCAAGUAGACCGGAAGAGAGAUCAUCAAGUCCAGAGAAGCUUGGAAAAGUUGAAAAAUUGUUGAUUCGUCCAGAAGAUGAUAAACCAGUUGAAGGAAAACCCAGUCGUCCAGAGGAUAGACCAGCUGCAGGGAAACCAAGCCGUCCUGAUGAAAAAUCAAUUGCAAGCAAACCAAGUCGUCCUGAUGAAACUCAUGAAAGACCAGCUGCAGGAAAACCUAGUCGUCCUGAUGACAGAUAUAUUGUUGACAAACCCACUCGUCCUGAUGAAACUCAUGAAAGACCAGCUGCAGGGAAACCUAGUCGUCCUGAUGACAGACGUACUGUAGACAAACUCAGUCAUCCUGAUGAAAUUCAUGAAAGACCAGCUGCAGGGAAACCUAGUCAUCCUGAUGACAGACGUACUGUAGACAAACUCAGUCAUCCUGAUGAAAUUCAUGAAAGACCAGCUGCAGGGAAACCUAAUCGUCCUGAUGACAGACGUACUGUUGACAAACCCACUCAUCCUGAUGAAAUUCAUGAAAGACCAGCUGCAGGAAAACCUAGUCGUCCUGAUGACAGACGUAUUGUUGACAAACCCACUCAUCCUGAUGAAACUCAUGAAAGAUCAGUUGCAGGAAAACCUAGUCGUCCUGAUGACAGACGUAUUGUUGACAAACCCACUCAUCCUGAUGAAAUUCAUGAAAGACCAGCUGCAGGAAAACCUAGUCGUCCUGAUGACAGACGUACUGUAGACAAACUCAGUCAUCCUGAUGAAAUUCAUGAAAGACCAGCUGCAGGGAAACCUAGUCGUCCUGAUGACAGACGUACUGUUGACAAACCCACUCAUCCUGAUGAAAUUCAUGAAAGACCAGCUGCAGGAAAACCUAGUCGUCCUGAUGACAGACGUACUGUAGACAAACUCAGUCAUCCUGAUGAAAUUCAUGAAAGGCCAGCUGCAGGAAAACCUAGUCGUCCUGAUGACAGACGUACUGUAGACAAACUCAGUCAUCCUGAUGAAAUUCAUGAAAGGUCAGCUGCAGGAAAACCUAGUCGUCCUGAUGACAGACAUAUUGUUGACAAACCCACUCAUCCUGAUGAAAUUCAUGAAAGACCAGCUGCAGGAAAACCUAGUCGUCCUGAUAGAAAACCAGCUGCAGGCAAACCCAGUCGUCCUGACGAGCCUGAUGAAAGAUCAGUUGCAGGGAAACCUAGUCGUCCUGAUGACAGAUAUGCUGUAGACAAACUCAGUCGUCCUGAUGACUUUGAUGAAAGACCAGCUGCAGGGAAACCUAGUCGUCCUGAUAAAAAACCAGCUGCAGGCAAACCCAGUCGUCCUGACGAGCCUGAUGAAAGAUCAGUUGCAGGGAAACCUAGUCGUCCUGAUGACAGAUAUGCUGUAGACAAACUCAGUCGUCCUGAUGAAUUUGAUGAAAGACCAGCUGCAGGGAAACCUAGUCGCCCUGAUAAAAAACCAGCUGCAGGCAAACCCAGUUUUCCUGACGAGUCUGAUGAAAGAGCAGCUGCAGGGAAGCCUAGUCGUCCUGACGAAAGCUCAAUUAUAGGAAAACCAAGUUAUUUUGAUGAACCUGAUGUAAGAUCAACUGAAGACAAACCCAGUCGUCCAGAGGAUAGCCGACCAGCUGCAGGCAAACCCAGUCGACCAGUUGAUAGACCAAUUGCUGCUAAACCCAGUCGUUUUGAUGAACCUGAUGAUAUAUCAAUUGAAGAUAAACCCAGUUAUCCUGAUGAAAGACCGGCCGCAGGGAAACCCAGUCGUUCUGAUGAACAUCCAAUUACAGGAAAAUUCGAUCGUCCUGAUGAGAAACCAGGAAAGCAUAGACGUGGUGAUCAAUCACCGGAUUCUAUUGCCGAUUCUGAAAUAACGCCAACGCCAUCAGAAAUCCUUUCGCGUUUGCCAUUAAAGGAACAGUGUAUCUGUGAACUUUGUACUUGUGGACGCCAUCGUUGUCCGCACAAUCUUCCCGAAGAUCAUAUAGAUAUUUCACGCGAUGAGCCGGUACACGUGGUCAGUUCGUAUCGUGAAGAAUUUGAUGAGAAACACGUGGACAGACAGCACAGAUACCACCAUGAAGAUCACUUACACAUGGAGGGUGAAUUUGUAGGAGAGAGACGUACCGAUUAUGUGGCCACUUAUGGCGAGAGAGCACCUGUAAGAAAACCACAAGACCAUUUGAAACCUGAGGGUGAGUUUAUUGGAAGGCCAAAGGUAGAAGCACCAACCAGAGGUGAAAGAGCACCAACCAGAAAGCCACAGGACAAUCUUAAACCAGAAGGUGAAUUUAUUGGAAGGCCACAUGAGGAAGCUCCUAAAUAUGGCGAACGUGUUCCAGUUGUCAAACCAAAAGACAAUCUCAGACCUGAAGGUGAUUUUGAAAGUGUGACAACAACAGAGCUGGUGUUCACCGGGGUACCCGGCGAACGACCAAGCCCAGUACGUCGAAAUACAUAUACUAAGGUUGAAGGUGAAUUCAUUGAUGAAACUACAACGAGAUCAGAAUAUAUUGAUCAUCGUAGCAUCCAACGUGCGGAGAUUAUUAAACGUACGGAUAACCUCACCGUAGGAGAGGGUGAAUUCACGGGAACCUCCCAUUUGAAAGAGGAUUUCCAUAAGUAUGAUGUCGUUGAACGUGAACCAAGACGUCGUCCAAUUUAUAGAGAAGAGGAUGAUAGAUUUUACAGUAAAACGGAUGUUGUUGAGAGUACGACUACUACGCACGAAGAGUAUAAAACGUUCGAUGAAAUUGAUUACAUUAGUAAUACAGUUAUGAGACGUGAUGAUAAUUUGAGACCAGUAGGACCGAUUGAAUGGACAUCACAUGUGAAAGAUGAUUAUAUUGUACCGGCGAUAACGCAAAGACCUGAACAGAAAAGACCUAAGGACAAUUUGAGACCAGAAGGGCCGUUUGAGGGACGUCCUAGAGAUGAUUAUAAACCAACUCGAGGAGAAAGAGCUGAUGUUAAACGGCCUGAAGAUAAUUUGCGACCGGAAGGACCAUUCGAGGGACGACCUAAGGACGAUUAUACUCCGAAACGUGCAGACAGACCAGAAGUUAGAAGGCCUGAGGAUAAUUUGAGACCAGAAGGGCCGUUCGAGGGACGACCUAGAGAUGAUUAUAAACCAACUCGAGGUGAAAGAGCUGACGUUAAACGGCCUGAAGAUAAUUUGCGACCAGAAGGACCAUUCGAGGGACGACCUAAGGACGAUUAUACUCCGAAACGUGCAGAGAGACCAGAAGUUAGAAGGCCUGAGGAUAAUUUGAGACCAGAAGGGCCGUUUGAGGGACGUCCUAGAGAUGAUUAUAAACCAACUCGAGGAGAAAGAGCUGAUGUUAAACGGCCUGAAGAUAAUUUGCGACCGGAAGGACCAUUCGAGGGACGACCUAAGGACGAUUAUACUCCGAAACGUGCAGACAGACCAGAAGUUAGAAGGCCUGAGGAUAAUUUGAGACCAGAAGGGCCGUUUGAGGGACGUCCUAGAGAUGAUUAUAAACCAACUCGAGGAGAAAGAGCUGAUGUUAAACGGCCUGAAGAUAAUUUGCGACCGGAAGGACCAUUCGAGGGACGACCUAAGGACGAUUAUACUCCGAAACGUGCAGACAGACCAGAAGUUAGAAGGCCUGAGGAUAAUUUGAGACCAGAAGGGCCGUUUGAGGGACGUCCUAGAGAUGAUUAUAAACCAACUCGAGGUGAAAGAGCUGACGUUAAACGACCUGAAGAUAAUUUGCGACCAGAAGGACCAUUCGAGGGACGACCUAAGGACGAUUAUACUCCUAAACGUGCAGAGAGACCAGAAGUUAGAAGGCCUGAGGAUAAUUUGAGACCAGAAGGGCCGUUUGAGGGACGUCCUAGAGAUGAUUAUAAACCAACUCGAGGAGAAAGAGCUGACGUUAAACGGCCUGAAGAUAAUUUGCGACCAGAAGGCCCAUUCGAGGGACGACCUAAAGAUGAUUAUUCACCGAAGCGUGCAGAGAGGCCAGAAGUUAGAAAGCCUGAAGACAAUUUGAGACCAGAAGGACUGUUCGAAGGACGCCCUAGAGAUGAUUAUAAACCAACUCGAGGAGAAAGGGCUGAUGUUAAACGACCCGAAGAUAAUUUGCGACCAGAAGGACCAUUCGAGGGACGACCUAAGGACGAUUACACUCCAAAACGUGCAGAGAGACCAGAAGUUAGAAGGCCUGAGGAUAAUUUGAGACCAGAAGGGCCGUUCGAGGGACGCCCUAGAGAUGAUUAUAAACCAACUCGAGGUGAAAGAGCUGACGUUAAACGACCUGAAGAUAAUUUGCGACCAGAAGGACCAUUCGAGGGACGACCUAAGGACGAUUAUACUCCGAAACGUGCAGAGAGACCAGAAGUUAGAAGGCCUGAGGAUAAUUUGAGACCAGAAGGGCCGUUUGAGGGACGCCCUAGAGAUGAUUAUAAACCAACUCGAGGUGAAAGAGCUGACGUUAAACGGCCUGAAGAUAAUUUGCGACCAGAAGGACCAUUCGAGGGACGACCUAAGGACGAUUAUACUCCGAAACGUGCAGAGAGACCAGAAGUUAGAAGGCCUGAGGAUAAUUUGAGACCAGAAGGGCCGUUUGAGGGACGUCCUAGAGAUGAUUAUAAACCAACUCGAGGAGAAAGGGCUGAUGUUAAACGACCUGAAGAUAAUUUGCGACCAGAAGGGACAUUCGAGGGACGACCUAAAGAUGAUUAUUCACCAAAACGUGCAGAGAGGCCAGAAGUUAGAAAGCCUGAAGACAAUUUGAGACCAGAAGGACUGUUCGAAGGACGCCCUAGAGAUGAUUAUAAACCAACUCGAGGAGAAAGGGCUGAUGUUAAACGACCCGAAGAUAAUUUGCGACCAGAAGGACCAUUCGAGGGACGACCUAAGGACGAUUACACUCCAAAACGUGCAGAGAGACCAGAAGUUAGAAGGCCUGAGGAUAAUUUGAGACCAGAAGGGCCGUUCGAGGGACGCCCUAGAGAUGAUUAUAAACCAACUCGAGGUGAAAGAGCUGACGUUAAACGACCUGAAGAUAAUUUGCGACCAGAAGGACCAUUCGAGGGACGACCUAAAGAUGAUUAUUCACCGAAACGUUCAGAAAGACCUCAUGUAAUACGUCCAGAAGACAACUUAAGACCAGAAGGACCAUUCGAAGGUCGUCCCAAAGAUGAUUACAUGCCAACCAGAGGUGAGAGAGCUGAUGUUAAGCGUCCAGAAGAUAAUUUGCGCCCUGAAGGACCGUUUGAAGGUAGACCCAGAGAUGAUUACAAACCAACUCGAGGAGAAAGGGCUGAUGUUAAACGACCUGAAGAUAAUUUGCGACCAGAAGGACCAUUCGAGGGACGACCUAAAGAUGAUUAUUCACCGAAACGUGCAGAAAGGCCUCAUGUAAUACGUCCAGAAGACAACUUAAGAACAGAAGGACCAUUCGAAGGUCGUCCCAAAGAUGAUUACAUGCCAACCAGAGGCGAGAGAGCUGAUGUUAAACGUCCUGAAGAUAAUUUGCGACCAGAAGGACCAUUUGAAGGUAGACCUAAGGAUGACUAUUCACCAAAACAUGCGGAAAGACCAGACGUAAAACGUCCAGAAGAUAAUUUGCGCCCAGAAGGACUAUUCGAAGGAAGACCAAAAGAUGAUUAUUCUCCGAAACGUGCAGAUAGACCUCAUGUAAUACGUCCAGAAGACAACUUAAGACCAGAAGGACCAUUCGAAGGUCGUCCAAAAGAUGAUUACAUGCCAACCAGAGGCGAGAGAGCUGAUGUUAAACGUCCUGAAGAUAAUUUGCGACCUGAAGGUCCAUUUGAAGGUAGACCAAGAGACGAUUACAAACCAACUCGAGGUGAAAGGGCCGAUGUUAAGAGGCCAGAAGAUAAUUUGCGCCCAGAAGGACCAUUCGAAGGAAGACCAAAAGAUGAUUAUUCUCCGAAACGUGCAGAUAGACCUCAUGUAAUACGUCCAGAAGACAACUUAAGACCAGAAGGACCAUUCGAAGGUCGUCCAAAAGAUGAUUACAUGCCAACCAGAGGCGAGAGAGCUGAUGUUAAGCGUCCUGAAGAUAAUUUGCGACCUGAAGGUCCAUUUGAAGGUCGUCCUAAGGAUGAUUAUUCGCCUAAACGUGCAGAAAGACCUGAAGUGAAACGUCCAGAAGAUAAUUUAUAUCCAGAGGGGCUAUUCGAAGGUCGUCCCAAAGAUGAUUAUUCCCCUAAGCGAGUAGAAAGACCAGAAGUUAAACGUCCUGAAGAUAAUUUGAGGCCGGAAGGUCUAUUUGAAGGUAGACCAAGAGAUGAUUACAAACCAACUCGAGGUGAAAGGGCUGAUGUCAAACGUCCAGAGGAUAAUUUAAAACCAGAAGGUCCAUUCGAAGGUCGUCCCAAAGAUGAUUAUUCACCUAAACGUGCAGAACGACCAGAAGUAAAGCGUCCAGAGGACAAUCUUCGACCAGAAGGUGACUUCGAUAGGCCAGAAAUAUCUCCAGUAGGACCAGCAGAACGUCGUUCACCAAUCAAACAUCCAGAUAAUCUCAAACCUGAAGGUGACUUCAUUGGUAAACCUAAAGAUGACUUUAAACCUACAAAAGGUGAACGUGCUGAUGUUAAAAAACCUGAAGAUCAUCUCAGACCUGAAGGUCCAUUUGAAGGUCGUCCUAAAGAUGAUUAUAAACCCACUCGUGGGGAGAGAGCUGACGUCAAACGUCCGGAGGACAAUUUAAAACCAGAAGGACCAUUCGAAGGUCGUCCCAAAGAUGACUACUCACCAAAACGAGCAGAACGACCAGAAGUAAAGCGUCCAGAAGACAAUCUUCGACCAGAAGGUGAUUUCGAUAGGCCAGAAAAAUCUACAGUGGGACCAGCUGAACGUCGUUCACCAAUCAAACAUCCAGACAAUCUCAAACCCGAAGGUGACUUCAUUGGUAGACCUAAAGAUGACUUUAAACCUACCAAAGGUGAACGUGCUGAUAUUAAGAAACCUGAAGAUAAUCUCAGACCAGAAGGUCCAUUCGAAGGUCGUCCUAAAGAUGAUUACUUAACAACUCGUGGUGAACGCAUGGACGUUAUCAGACGUACUGACAACUUGCGAAUGGAAGGUGAUAUUGAAACUUAUAGAUCACGUGAUGAGUACACCGAUUUCAUCAUACGUGAACGUACCGAAGUUGUCAAGUAUCAGGACAAUUUAAGAAUGGAAGGUGAAUUCACUGAUAUCAGAACGAGAGACGAUUAUAAGGUCGUCAAAGGUGAUCGAGCUGACAUCGUACGUCACCCUGACAACCUCAAAUCCGAAGGUCCUUUCGAAGGUCUUCCCAAAGAUGAUUACUCACCGAAAAGAGCCGAACGUCCAGAAAUCAAAAGACCAGAAGAUAAUUUGAAACCAGAAGGAGAUUUUAUAGGUCGUCCAAAAGAAGAAACACCUAAACGUGGGGAAAGAGCUGAUGUCAAGAGACCUAAAGACAACCUACGUCCUGAGGGUGACUUCGAGAGACCAGAAAAAGUCCCAAUGGGUCCUAGCGAAAGAAGAUCACCUAUCAAACAUCCAGAUAAUCUCAAACCUGAAGGUGAAUUUAUGUCAAGGCCUAAAGAAGAGACACCGAUAAAAGGUGAUAGAGCUGAAGUUAAAAGACCCAAAGACAAUUUGAAACCUGAAGGUGACUUCGAACGUCCUGAACAUGAAGAGUAUCAGCCAGCUGAGAGGCCAGAAAUGAAAAAACCCAAAGAUAAUCUCAAAACUGAAGGUGAAUUUGAUAGACCACAGAUAAAGAAGUUUGGACCGGCUGAAAAGAGGACUCCUAUCAAACAUCCGGAUAAUUUGAAACCGGAAGGUGAAUUUUUAGGUAAACCUAAAGAAGAGGCACCAAAACGUGGUGAAAGAGUUGACAUUAAGAAACCAAAGGAUAACUUAUAUCCAGAAGGUGAAUUCGAUAGACCUGUUAAAUCUCCAGCUAAACCUGCCGAGAAACGUACGCCUAUAAAACAUCCUGAUAAUCUCAAACCCGAAGGUGACUUCACAGGUAGACCUAAAGAUGACUUUAGACCUACCAAAGGUGAACGUGCUGAUGUUAAGAAACCUGAAGAUAAUCUCAGACCAGAAGGUCCAUUCGAAGGUCGUCCUAAAGAUGAUUACGUAACAACUCGUGGUGAACGCAUGGACGUUGUCAGACGUACCGACAAUCUGCGAAUGGAGGGUGAUAUUGAAACUUAUAGAUCACGUGAUGAGUAUACUGAUUUCAUCUUACGUGAACGUGCCGAAGUCGUCAAGUAUCAGGACAAUUUAAGGAUGGAAGGUGAAUUUACUGAUAUUAGAACUAGAGACGAUUUCAAAGUAGUCAGAGGUGAACGAGUAGAUAUAGUCAGGCACGAGGAUAAUCUCAAGUCCGAAGGUCUUUUCGAAGGUCGGCCCAAGGAUGAUUAUUCGCCAAAGAAAGUGACCAGACCAGAAAUCAAGAAACCAGAAGAUAACUUGAAACCUGAAGGUGAAUUUGAGAGGCCUGAAAAGACACCAGUUGGACCAGCAGAACGUAGAUCGCUUAUCAAACAUGAUGACAAUUUGAAGCCUGAAGGUGAAUUUAUUGGUCGUCCAAAGGAACAGGCACCUAAGAAAGGUGAAAGAGCUGACGUAAAGAAGCCUAAAGAUAACCUGAAGCCGGAAGGAGACUUUGAAAGGCCAGAGAAAAAGCCUGUUGGCCCAGCCGAAAGAAGAACACCAAUAAAACAUGCGGACAAUUUGAAACCCGAAGGUGAGUUUGUCCAGAGAUCUAAAGAAGUGACACCUGGUAAAGGUGAUCGAGCUGCUAUCAAGAAACCUAAAGACAAUUUGAAACCAGAAGGUGAAUUUGAUAGACCAGAAAAGACAGCAGUUGGACCAGCUGAGAGAAGAACACCUAUCAAACGUCCUGAUAAUCUUUAUCCAGAAGGUGAAUUUGUGGGUCGUCCGAAAGAGAAGACACCUGGGAAAGGUGAAAGAGCUGAUGUCACGAGACCUAAAGACAAUCUUCGUUCAGAAGGAACAUUCGAGAGACCAGAGAAAAUCUCAGUUGGACCAGCUGAAAGACGAUCACCAAUUAAACACGAGGACAAUCUUUAUCCCGAAGGUGAAUUUGUUGGUAGACCUAAAGAUGAUUUCACACCGAAACGCGCUGAACGUCCUAUUCAAAAGAGACCAAAGGACAAUCUCAAACCCGAAGGUGAAUUUGUUGGCAAGCCUAAAGACGAUUAUAAACCUGGCAAGGCAGAAAAAACUGAGAUCGUAAUUCAUCGUGACAAUUUGAAGAUGGAGGGUGACAUUCACGUACAUAGAUCAAGAGAUGAUUAUACUACAACAUCCAGAAUUGAACGAACAGAUGUCAUUCGUAGAGAAGAUAAUCUCAAAGUGGAAGGUGAAUUUAUUGAUAUUCGAAGACGUGACGAUUAUAGAGUGACACGUGGGGAACGUAGCGAGAUCAUCAGGCAUGAAGAUAAUCUUCGUCCAGAAGGUGACUUUGAACGUCCCGAUAAGGUACCAGUAGGUCCAGCAGAAAGAAGAACACCGAUCAAACAUCCAGACAAUUUGAAACCUGAAGGUGAUUUUGUUCAAAGACCAAAAGAAUCAACGCCUGGCAAAGGUGAUCGAGCAGCUAUUAAGAAACCCAAGGACAACUUGAAACCGGAAGGUGAAUUUGAUAGACCAGAAAAGACAAUAGUUGGACCUGCUGAACGAAGGACGCCAAUCAAGCACCCUGAUAAUCUCCAUCCAGAAGGUGAUUUCAUUGGUAGACCUAAAAAAGAGACUCCAGGUCGUGGCGAUCGAGCUGAUGUUAAGAAACCAAAGGACAAUCUUCGUCCAGAAGGUGAAUUUGCUAAACGUACACCGAAAAAACUCGAACCAGCUGAGAAACGUGGUCCGAUUCGACACGAAGACAAUUUGCACGUCGAAGGAGAAUUUUAUAUCGUUCCGAAGGAUGAUUAUAGUCCUCAGAAAGCUGAACGUUCACCGAUUAAGAAACCACAGGAUAAUCUUAGACCCGAAGGUGAAAUGCAGAUAAUGCCAACUUCGAAAGAAGAUUACAAAUACACGAAUGGUGAAAGAAUGGAAGUACGUCGUCACGAAGAUCAUUUACGUAUGGAAGGUGAUUUGGAUGUACGACGAUCUAGAGAUGAUUACAAGAUCACCAAAGUUGAACGAGUAGAUAUAAAGAAAAGAGAGGAUCAUUUAAGAAUGGAAGGUGAAUUUAUAGAUGUUAGAAGAAAAGACGAUUACACAUACGUUGCUGGCGAACGAGUGUCUGUUAAAAGACAAUCGGAUCAUUUACGUCCCGAGGGAGACUUUGAUAGACCUCAAAAGAGUCAGUUGGGUCCAGCCGAACGAAGAUCACCUAUCAAACAUCCUGACAAUUUAAAAUCAGAAGGUGACUUCGAACGUAGGACACCGGAAAAAAUGAAACCAGGUGAAAGACGUUCACCCAUUCGUCAUGUUGACAAUUUGAAGCCGGAAGGUGAUUUUGUAGGUCGAUCACGUGAUGAUUAUACGAUUAAACGAGGUGAAAGAAGCGAGGUUAUCAGGAGAGAAGAUAAUUUGAAACUGUCAGGUGAUUUCCAGGGUACCAGCAUGCAAAAAUCGACAUAUACCGCAGUACGUGGUGAACGUGCUGAGGUUAAACGUCAUGAAGAUAAUCUCAAGGUCAGUACUGAUAGUAUGGAAACGAAGACAACCAGUAAGGACACGUUCACACCUAUAAAGAAGGAUUUGUCACAUGGUGAUAAACAAAUAAGUCGAAGACGUCACAUGGAAUCGUCGAUCAAUUUAGGUGACGACACUACCGUCAUGACAACGACCAAUCAAAGAAAUUAUAACACUUAUACCAAACGUGGUAAAGAAAUAGACACACAGAUCAACAAUCUCGAAUCAGAUAUCAAGAAGAAUAUUUCCGUAGUGAAAAAGUUAACAACAACUUCAGUACAAUCCGAUCAACAUGUCUCUUCGGCUCAUAACGUACACCAACAGACUAUUGUCGACCGUCGUAAUGUCCAAACGAUUGGCAACGAACAACAACAUCAUCAACAUCAUCAUCAUCAUCUUCAACAACAGCAACAGCAACACUUGAACGAACAUCAGCAGAGAAUCUAUUCCAAUGAGCAACACUCUAGAUCCCAAAAUCUAUCCCAAUCACGGCGUACAUUAGAUGAUAGAUCCGUCGAUCAUCAAUCUCGGCAAGGGCAGCUUUUGAAGGACAACAAGCAGAUACAAGAUACACAUAAACAGAUCCAAGAGAGUAGUAAACGUGAUUAUGUAAAUUCAAUGCAUAUGGAGAAACGUCAGAGCAGUGCUAUUAGACAUUCCAAACAGCAUUACGAUCAGCACACUGUAUCUAGCCAAGCUAAAUACAACGGUAAUCAAGCUAAUAGUACCGAAUUUAAACAAGCAAUUUCUGGAUCCUCGAUCAUAAACGAUGAUAGCCAUGAACAAUCGGCCUAUACUAAAAAGUCUCAUCAUAGAAAAAAUAUUAUAUCGUCGUCGUCAGCUGACGUAACCAAUUCUGUACUUCAUCGUCGUAGUGGUAUGACUACGUCCACGGAAGCUUUACAUACGAUAUCGUCUACUGCAGCUGAUCAAAAAAAGAGUCUCUCAAAUUUAGCUGAAAGUGGACAAUACAUAAGCAAUUCGAGUCAGAGUAAUGACAGACGUAGCUUGACCUCGUUGCACCGUAACAACAAGGACGCAAAUCUUUGGGCAUCGUCUACCUACGAAAGACCACAGAGAAUCAUCAGGCAAGAUAAUUUGACAGUCGGUGGUAUAUUUUAUUCCCAUAGCGAGGCUAAAACUUAUGGGAAUUUUGCUAAUACUCAAAAAAUCGAAAGGGUACAAAAACAAUCGAACGUGUCGCAUAUUAAAUUGGGCGACGGCAAUCAUGUUACUUCUAGCAUGUAUAAAAAGGAAUAUGCGCCUAAACACAAAGGUCCCUGUCCUGCGUCCUUAAUCGAAUCGAAACAAACACCCUUCAAACAUACCAGGGACACACCCAAACAUAAAUUUUAUAUGCCACUUGUUUCGAAUUAAAUUUAUUUAAGAUCUAAUGAUCCUAAAUAGGAUUUAAGAUCAUGGAUCCUA